CCCUGUCCCGAGGCGUGUCCUGUUCCCGUGUCCCGGUGCUGUGUCCUGUGUCCUGUCCUCGUUCCCGAGGCGUGUCCCGAUCCCGUUCCCGCGUCCCGCGUCCGAGUCCCGUGUCCCGGGGCGUGUCCCGUUCCCGUGUCCCGAGGUGUGUCCCGUUGCCGUUGCCGCUCCCGAGGCGUGUCCCGGUGCCGUCGCCGUUCCCGGGGCGUGUCCCGGUGCCGUGGGCGGGCCGCGCCGAGGCCGCCAUGGCGCUGAACGGGGCCCUGGCGCUCCGUGUCGCCUACGCGUCCUUCGGUGCCCUGAGCGGCCUCUCGGCCUUCUGCGCCUGGAGCGUGGUGCCCGCGCUGCGCCAGCCCGGCACGGCUGCGGCCGGCGGCCUCUCGGGUGUGCUGGCGCUCUGGGCCCUAAUCACGCAUGUGAUGUACCUGCAGGAUUACUGGAGGACCUGGUUAAAAGGGCUGAGGUUCUUCCUCUCCGUCGGGAUCCUCUUCUCUGCCCUCUCCGGGCUGGGCUUCUGCGCCUUCCUGGCCCUGGCCAUCACCCAGCACCAGUCCCUGACUGACCCCAAGAGCUAUUACCUGUCCUGCGUGUGGAGCUUCAUGGCGCUCAAGUGGGCGCUGCUGCUGAGCCUCUACUCGCACCGGUACCGCGCCGAGUUCGCCGACAUCAGCAUCCUCAGCGACUUCUGAGCCCCGGGGCAAGGUGUGAGAGAGGGCACAGACACUGUCUGUCUGUCUGUCUGUCAGUCUGUCUGUCCAACAGAGGGCUUUUCCUGCUGGCUUUUCCUCACUCAUCGCUGCUCGUUCUGGGAGGGAAGGAGGGGAAGGACUCCCUGAGUGCUGCCAAAGGGGUGGCAGUCCCCACCUUUGUCACUGCCCUGCUCCUGUGUCCGCUCUCUGCUCCGUGGGAAGGGCCCAGCUGAGCUCCCAGCCAGGUUCUGCCUCUCCAGGGCUUUGGGGUUUGGGGGCAGCAGAGGAGCAGAGCUCAUCCCAAAGGUCCCAGGGAUGGGAAUGCUGCUCCAGGCAGAGCACAGCUCAUCCCAAAGCUCCCAGGGAUGGGGAUGCUGCUCCAGGCAGAGCACAGCUCAUCCCAAAGCUCAUCCCAAAGCUCCCUGGGAUGGGAAUGCUGCUCCUGGAAGAGCACAGCUCAUCCCAGAGCUCAUCCCAAAGCUCCCUGGGAUGGGAAUGCUGCUCCUGGCAGAGCACAGCUCAUCCCAGAGCUCAUCCCAAAGCUCCCUGCCUUGGGAAUGCUGCUCCUGGCAGAGCACAGCUCAUCCCAGAGCUCAUCCCAAAGCUCCCAGGGACAGGAAUGCUGCCCUGGCUGCUCCCCAGGCUGGUUUUCAAAAGGAAUGGGAUCUCAUUUAACCAUAAAUGCUGUAUUUAACGCUUGAAGUUGCAGCAGCAGCAGGUGUAGGGAAAAGGUGUUUGGGGGAAAGGGGUGUAGGGUCAAGGCCUGACCUGCCUGAGCCUCAGGGAGAGGAUUCCUGGGGGGAAAAAUAAGGAAAAAAUGUUUUUGUGGAAGCAGGAGGAGAGAGGAGGGGACAGAGGCUGCUCAGGGGACCCCAGGGAUUGAGGAGCAGCUUUGGGGUGAGGCUGUGACGUGCUGGAGUCCCUAAACCCAGCCCUGGGCCAUGUUCUAGCCCUGGAGUUCCCACCCCACAUGCCAGCUUUUUAAAGGAUGCUGUGUGUAAAUAUUCCCUCUAUUUUUACAUGGAUUCCUCCUGGUUUGCACCUCGGGGGUGCCGGGGUUGGCGCCACCCUUGCUGUCACCGUGUGCCACCACAAAUACAGCCCUCCCUCAC
Molecule: messenger RNA, 1801 nt
Organism: Melospiza georgiana
Lineage: Eukaryota; Metazoa; Chordata; Aves; Passeriformes; Passerellidae
Gene: SLC48A1
Product: solute carrier family 48 member 1
Exons: 3
Coding region: 246-689 (147 amino acids)
Biological process (GO): heme transport
Cellular component (GO): plasma membrane; lysosomal membrane
Molecular function (GO): heme transmembrane transporter activity; heme binding
Source: RefSeq, a predicted model, not a curated record